UUUCCCAUCCCUAGGGGGAACAAAGAAUUAUACGUUCCAUGAAAAGGUCAAAGGAAACUAAAACACAGGGGAGAGUAUAAAAAAUCUAACUCAUGUUUGCUCAUUAAUUGGAUAUUUAUAUUAUUUCUUUGUUGUUAAUUAAUUGAUUAUUUAUAAUCAACAAUAGGUAAAUAUGAGGGCAACCUUCGAAUUUUAAAAGUUCAUGGGGUUAUAUGGUUAAAAUUCUAUCAUGGAUUUAUAGCAUGUUACAAAUUCCACAUUUAAUAUGUGAGAUUUACCAGUUCGUGGGGUCCAUGAAUUUGAACCCUUAAAAUCCGUGGGCCAUACUCAGAGAGAAAAAUGAGAAACCUUUUCAACUUUGUGAUUCUAGGGUUUCAAGGAUUACAGGUACAGAUGGAAAACAAUCAACGAAACAGAUCUGAUGGCAAAAGAGUUCUUCACGGGCGAAGGGAACAUACCUUGUACCAUCAUGUAAAAUUUGAAAAAUCUAAGUACUCAUAAUGUAAAUUUUUAGGUAUCAAAAUGAAAAUUUACAAUUAUUUUUUUGUCUAAAUAAUAAAUUUAGGUAACAAAAUAUAAAAUGUAAAAAGUAUAGGUAUUAAAUUGUGUAUAACUCUUCAUAAAUUUCAAUUGCGAUUAUAUUUAUCAUUGUAAGAAUUGGGUUCACGAUUUCCCUAGCCCCUUCUCAUCAAUGGACUCCUGACAUAUACCAAGGAGUGUGGUUCGUUCGAAAAAUUUCCUACCUCUCUAUCUAUCUCUAAGAUGUUUGGAUUUUUCAAAACCCCAUGGACAUGCAGAAGAGAAAGACUAUCCCCACUUGGACCAAGACAUAGCUUUUACUUGUUCAAAUAACAAUUAAGAUGAAGUAGCGUUAGGAAUAACGAAUCUCUUUAUGAUAAACAAAUUCAUUUUGCAAGUUCGUUAUUAUGGGUAGCUCCUACAAAAGAUCGGACUAAUGACGUUUACACCCUUGGGGCUUUCUAUUUGAUUGUAUCAAGGCCAAAUGAAUUAAGAUUUUCCUAUGUCUUUUGACCCCAUAUUGUAGGGUGGAUCUCGAAAGAUAUGAAAGACCUCCCUCCAAGUCGUAUAUAUGACUUUGUCAAAUACGGCUUUCCAAAGAAUUUUAUAUGUAUCUAUGAGAUCAAGUAGAUAAUUCUGAUUUUGUUUGAUAACCUGCUACUAGUUCUUCAUAUGAAUCCAUGAAUCCACCCAUCGAAUUGGAUUUGGAUAAAAUGGAUUGGAUUUAAAUGUGUUGGAUUAGUUGGAUAUUUUAGUGGAUGGAUUGGAUUCAUAAAUUUAAAUACUAAUUACCACCUCCAGCUACAACCCACCAUUUCAUUCGCCCUUUAUUCCUUGGAGUAAUGGAGACGGAUUUCUAUAAUGUCAAAUGAUAUACAGUUUAUAUUUGAACAAAUAAAAAAAGUUAGAAUGCUCUAAAUAACAUUUGUACUAUGUGUUUUAUUGAAUUAGAUUAUAGUAACCUCGAAUGGUUCCUAUAAUCUAAUUGAUUAACUAAUUAUUGAUUAUUAUUGAAUUAGAAAUCAAUAAUAAUUAAUAUUAUUGAUUUCUUUUCUUAUAAAUAUCAUUAACGUGGACAUUAUUUCGGGUUUGACAGUUUGACUCCGGAAACAGGUUUACCAAUGUUCGUCAAGUCAAAUCUAGAUCUCUUGGUUGACUCGAAUUUGCAUUGAAAAUUAGAGAUACGAGGUGUUUGUGGAAAAGGUAGAGAGGAAUUUUUCGGUUGACUCAGUUUACUAAAUAUUUAAAACUUACAAAUUCGAACGUGUUUGGUCAAGUUUGACAAUUUAAAGUUAAACUAGACACGAGAACCCUAUAUAGGAUGACCAGUUAUAGGUUGAGCUUCGAGAUUUGAGAUUGCUAGAUCAAUGAUUAUUACAGUUGUUAUAAUUAAUUAUUAUUUGAGCAUUAUUGUAUAAUAAUUAUUUUUACUAAAGUAUAUUUAUCAUUAUAUAAUAAUAUCUAUUUUAUUAUUUUGUGAUAAUAUUUUAUAAUUUUAAUAAAUCUAUUUAUAAUAAUAUAAUUGCUUACUUUUCACUCUAUUUGCACCCUCUUACUUUUAUCAUCCAAAAAACAAUUUACCCCUCCACUUACAAUCCCCCACCAAUUUGCACCCUUUACAAUUUACCCCUCAAUUUGCAACCUCUCUUGAAUUUGCACCCCUGUUGCCAAACAAAGUAUUACCUCCAUGCCAUGUCUUAGGUGGAGGCACUACAUGCAGCAUAUUCGGGACUCAGAAACACAACAUCCACAGUGGAAUGACAUCCCUGCAAUUAACAAUCAUGGAUGAUUGCUUGUAGCCUACCGAACUACAACACACUUCGAGUGAAGAAUGAGGGAUGGACAUAUUAACCAUGCAUGCCACAAACUAAAGAGAGACCUCUUGACUCCCUCAAAUGCGCACCAUGCAAACCAUCUCUAAAUAGAGGCUUGUGGAACGAUUCCACGUAGGGAAAGGGAAAAAAGCAAAUAGGGUGAAAAAACCCUUAAAAGGCCAAAAUAACAAAGAAAAGCAAGAAAAUAUGAGGGAAGACAAAACAUUAGGCUACUACCCAUCACCAAGAGGUGCCGAUAAUCAAUGUAGUGAAAAAAAGUGAUUUUAGGUAGAAGCGCUUUGAUUACCUAGAAGCAUAAAUGUCCAUAUUUUUACUACAACUAUAAAUGAAAAACGCAAUUCUACAUAAAAAGCGGUUUAGUGAUCUGGAAUCGUAAAGCCUUAAGCUUUUAACCUUAUAAGUACAAUUUUAACUGCAUUGCCGACAUCAACCAGAGCAGUGUGGUCUCAUUUAUUAUAUAUAUUCAUGGGGCUACCCAUGUAAAUAAAUGAAAAAAAACCACAAAGAUACUAGAGGGAAGUAGCAAAUAUAAAAAGCAAUAUACUCUUAAGGAAGUGGUUAAGAUCCAGACAUGGGCCUCUCCUAUCAACUCGAGUUAUUUGGGACCAGUUGGUUUAUGACAUGGUACCAGAGCUGUGAGACAAUUCCAUAGUUUCUUCUUCAUGUCUGAUCAUAAUUUGAAGGUCUCCUGCAGCGGCGACAACGUUAAGCCACUCGUUUCGUCGUCGCCUUUCUUCCUCCAUCAAUCGAAUAGCCCCAGCCAUGCAAGGCGACACCACAGAUUCCUUAAUCGCCAAAAAAACUAGGGUUUGUUAAUGGUUCCCUUUCAGCUCCUGAAUCUCCAGCUGAUCCUGAUGCAUGGAAAUAAUGCAACACGAUGGUUAAAGGAUGGUUGAAAACUUCGAUGAGUAAAGACUGUGCAACAAUGUUCACUUUGCCAAAACAGCCCGUGAGAUAUGGGUUGAUCUUGAAGCUUAGUUUGGACAUGGCAGUGCACCACGGCUUUAUGAACUUCAGCGCAUCAUUCUCUCUCUUUAAUAGGAGAAAUCAUAUGUGGUUGCGUUGUAUUCAAAGCUGCUAGGUUAUUAGGAUGAAAUUACAUCCUUCGCCCCAUCCCUUGAUUGCACUUGCAACGUCAAGGAAUGCAAGCGGGAAGCACAUGAAAUCGAGAGGCUGUUUGAUUGUCUUAUUAUGGGACUUGACGAGACUUUCUCCACCAUCAAGUCACAAAGUCUUGCUAUGAAGCUUCUUUGCGGCAUCACUGAGGAUUAUCGUAUGGUUCUGAAUAAUGAACAAAUGCGUAGUGUUACCAUCCAACGACGUCCUCAGUCCGAAGCUUCUUCCUUUCAAGCUAAAGGCGAAAGGCGUUCCACUACUAGUCGUCCUCCAUCAGUUGGGCAAGGGAAUGUGAUGCCCAUGGACACCACUAUUGCUCUCAUUGAGAGAAAUCAGGUCACUUAAAAGAAAGUUGCUUCAAGUUGCAUGGUAUCCCCUUCGUUCUGCCGAGAAGUCAGAUUCCUCUAGGAGAUGACCACCUCCUUAUAGUCCUCGGACAGCUCAACCUGACGCAGCGACCUGCCCAGUCCCUGACCUUUUGGCAGCAUAGUACACUCAGCUGAUUGCCUUGUUUGGCGCUGACUCACAAGUUGGCUCUUCCACGCCACUUGAUCCCGUUUCCAACAUGGCAUGUAUGACCAAUCCUCAUAAAAACUUGUGGGUUAUUGAUAAAGGAUGUAACGAACA
This is a messenger RNA of Linum trigynum, 4097 nucleotides long. The record is from the annotation of a GenBank genome assembly. Lineage: Eukaryota; Viridiplantae; Streptophyta; Magnoliopsida; Malpighiales; Linaceae.